Messenger RNA from Thlaspi arvense, 2324 nucleotides. The record is from the annotation of a GenBank genome assembly. Lineage: Eukaryota; Viridiplantae; Streptophyta; Magnoliopsida; Brassicales; Brassicaceae.
GCUGCAGCCACCGAAAAUAAGUUUUUCUUUUUCUUUUGUUUGGGCGAGAUAAUCAGCGAAGUGAAGCUAUAGAGGAGCCUGAGACGAAAGGAUGAACUCAUGGGUUUACUCUUGUAUGACCCAAAACGUCGUAAUCUCCGAUUAUUCGCACACUUUCUCAUUGACCCAACACUUUGGUUUUCCGGCGUCGAUUCGAAGACCAUCCGUCGUCAGCUUUCCGUUAACAUAUGCGCCGAAAUUUCGGCUGUUUAAACCCCAAAAGCUUCGAUCUUCUUCCCAAUCUUCGACCCAUGAAGGAGACGAAGACUCUGAAUCAGUCGUACAAGCCCUCAAGAUUCCAGACGAGUGGUUACUCCCUUCCAAGGCCAUUGAGGAAUCUGAAUGGUUGAGAGUAACUCUGCACAAGUGGUUGGACGAUGAGUAUUGCCCUGAACCAACCAAUGUGGAGAUCAGUGAUGUAGCUGCAAAGUCUUUCUACACUUCACUUUCAGAGAAAGAAACCGACAUGGGAGUGAUUUUGUUGAAGAUGGCUCAGGACUUAACCUCCAUCUCAUACCAAGAAAGCUUCCAUGGAGCUUUCACAUCCGCAAAUGCAGCUAUCAAUUUGAUUGUUGAAAGAGUAGAAACCGGCGGCCUACUCUAAACUCUAGUCUAGUUUAGUUAUAGUAAAGGUUCAAGAACAGUGUCUUUUUGUAAAUUAUGAAUCAGUUAUUUCAGUUGAUCAGGUGCAGGGAAAUCUAAAGUCUUUACAGUUGUGAAUCCUCCAUCUACCACUAGAUUAUGCCCAUUCACAUACUUUGAAUCAUCGGACGCGAGGUAAACCGCUGCGUUAGCUACGUCGACCGGUUCACAAACCUCUCCGUUCAACACUCCCGUGCUCUGCACUAUCUGGACCAGCCUCGAGUCGUCGACGUUAGGGUAAACCUGCCGCAUCUCGUCCAUCACGAACGACGUCGUGAUUGCGAAAGGUGAAAUGCAGUUGACCCUGAUCCUGUGCCUGCAUAGCUCUGAAGCCGUUGAUCUCACAACUCCGAUAACCGCGGAUUUCGAGACGCUGUAAGUGUGUUGCGCUAAUCCUCCCAUCAUCCCCGUGACACUCCCUGCGCAAAUGAUGGAUCCGGAGUUACGAGGGAUCAUCACACGAGCAGCGUGUUUGAUUCCGGCGAUGACUCCACGGACAUUUGUGUUCAUUACCUGCAAGAACAUAGAUUAAAAAGGAUUAAAACUGGACCGUAAACUUGUUAUCUCAUAUGGUCUUUGAGAUCAGAGUACCUUGUCGAAAACAUUGAGAUCAAGAUCGACGAUACUAGGAGGCGUCUUGCAGGGAAUACCGGCGUUGUUGUACAUGAUGUCAAGCUGUGUGUGUAGCGAGACAGCGAAAUCAACCGCGUUGGCGAUGUUUGAUUCUUUGGUCACAUCGCAGUGGAAAUAUGCAGCGUUUGGACCGAGUUCUUGCGCGGUUUCUUCCCCGAGCUGCGGUUGGAUAUCGGCGAUGAUGACUUUGGCGCCAUGGCUGAUGAAUUUUCCGGCUGUUGCUUUGCCAAUCCCACUUGCUCCUCCUGUGAUGAGCGCUACUUUGCCUUCUAGCUUCCUUUUUACAAAUGUGUGACAACUAUAGGAUAAGGUUUUGUCGAAGAAGACAAAUGAAACCACACCAACUUGUAGUAUCAAAUUAUUUUACAUAUGACAUUCUCAAAAAGACAUAACUAUACAUUCGUUAGAUUAUUUUAUUUUCUAUAUAUAGAAAAAAAUAUUGAUAUUGUAUCUAGUAAUUCAGAUUCUUGUAAAAAUGGGAUUAGGAUGGAACUUGCCUUGAACUUGAAUGAGAUGAUACAGAUGAGGAGAUGCCCUUGGUGGAGAAGUUCUUGCCCACAUAUAAUCUCUUGAUUAAUGCAUUUUUUCUAUUUCAGAUACAAAAAAAGAAGAAGAGAAUAAUUAGAAUAGAAAUAGUGUUUCCCUUGUUAAAUCUGCAGAGAUGGAGAAAAAGGGUUUGGAAAAGGAGCUUGACCCAAUCUGAAACAUGUCUUGAUCUGCGAUAGAUUGGUCUUUUUUCCGAUUUCUAACUUAUAACUUCGAGUCUUUGAAGAGAUGGGUCUCUGUGUUUGUGUCAAAAAUAGCUAUAUAGCGAGAGAGAAAAAGGUGUAGCCUUGAAAAGGUAGAGAGGGAGAGAAAGAAAAGAGAAUCUAAUGGGGCUGUGUUUUGAACCAGUAACAUUCUAGCUAGCAUGCAAGUGUUUUUGGGGAAAAAAGGGGAAAAAGUUAUUUUUUGUUAAUGAAGACAAAACAGGAACAUGUUACAAUAGUCAAGCAUGUGUUGAUUUCUUC